AUGGAAUAUCGCGGUCACUACGCGAAACCGCCACCGCGAGGGGUGGCGAUUCGCGUCGUCGAUCCGUCGUCGAUUCGAUCGAUCCCAGCAACGUCCUUAAUGGGUCAUCCACCUCACGUUACAUUACUACUGUACAUAGUUUUAUUUACGCUAAAAUCGUUCGCAGAUCUACAAGCUACUCAAUACACGCCAUGUUAUGGAAAAUCAGCCAUUGGAGGAGUAUGCGACGUUAACGCUGACUGCGAGCACAAGGGUUCAAUUUGUCUUCGAAAUCGUUGUCGUUGCCAUCCACAUUACAUAGAGGCGAACGAUGAAAAGGGAAGAAAUACAAGAUGUGUUCCUCUUCCUGCCAAAGUAGGAGCUUCUUGCACUAACAAAUGUCGUGAACCAUUGUUUUGUCGAAAUGGGGAAUGUCAAUGCGUGCAGCGAGGAACAACAAGGAUAAGCAAUGGGGAAUGUAUAUUUUUCGCGUUUUCCGGCUCUCGUGUUGGUGAUCGUUGUUCACGACAUUACGAUUGUACAUCACCAUUCUCUGCAUGUGUGAAUUCGCAAUGUGUCUGCAUUUCUGGUACCAUUCAGCAGGGAUCACGUUGUGUGGCAGCAGCUAACUGUCCACUAGGCGGUCUUCCUGGACAACGUUGUGUCAUUAAAACAGAAUCAGCGCUGGCUUUCAACCUACCAUCCGAUCAGGACGAUUGUCCCCCAGGGCAGUAUUGUGUUGCAGCGGCAGACUCACCAGUUGGCCAUUGUUGUCCAGUUGUUUGUCCGUUGGCCAGCCACGUUGACACAAAGUACUCGUGUGAUCCAAAUGCUACACAACCUCUCAGAUGUCCAAGCGAUACACAUUUCUGUCAUUAUUUGUCUGAUGGGCUUGUCUCUCAAGCGGUCUGUUGUCGUCGACCAUGUAAUGCGCUGGCUCCUAACGCACUUUAUGCCAACAACCAGUGCAUUCCACGUGGCCAACUGAAUUCAGCGUGUACUACAAACGCACAGUGUGGAGGAGGUGAAGGAAUGGAAUGCGUCAAGGGGCAGUGCCAGUGCUUGUCCGGAUUCCACCCAUCCGUCGACACACUUACUCAUCCUGCCAAGAAUCCAUCACAGACAUGUUCACGAGAUUGUGAAACCGAGGCUCUUAGCAAGGAUACUAGUUGUAUGAAGCCUGGAGGAUUAGGCAGCUUGUGCUUCGUACAAAGACAAUGUCCACAAAAUUCCGGCUGCUACCGGGGUCGUUGCAUGUGUCGGUGCGGAUUUGAACAGAAAGGAGACAAAUGUGUGGCGCUACCACCUCCACCCACUACAACACCACAACCUAAUAUAGCAAUAAUUCCUGGUGUGGCCGUACCAAGAAGCAACGAUUUAUUCAAAUUGUUUGGACAGAUUUUCGGUGGUGGAGGAGCAAACAACGCUAUCGGAUCGUUCAUCAACGGAUAG
Necator americanus (New World hookworm) is the source of this 1431-nucleotide messenger RNA. RefSeq lists its product as uncharacterized. Lineage: Eukaryota; Metazoa; Nematoda; Chromadorea; Rhabditida; Ancylostomatidae. The record is from RefSeq and is a predicted model, not a curated record. Bases 1 to 1431 code for a protein of 476 amino acids. The transcript has 12 exons.